CGACGCGUUUGUCUUUUAAUGAGGGACAACGUUCGAGGGCAAAGCUUUCUUUCAUUCUUAGUACUAUCUUAGUACUAUGUGGUAUUUAUGCUUCAGCCAGGCUUAUGCUUAGUCCUUUGGUAGGCAUUCUUUCUCCAUGCACUCUCCAGUCGCGCCGGCGCUACUAUGUUUAAGUCGCCAUGGACGUUUUCCGCGUGCGGCUGAAUUGCAUAGACCAUUAUCAAGCUAUCCCUACCAAAUAUGACCCUCAACUUCGCAAUGAUAUUCACCCGUCCCAAUUGAGUAAGGAGCCCAGGGUUCCAGUCAUCAGGGUAUUCGGAUCGACAGAAACAGGCCAGAAGGUAUGCGCUCAUAUCCAUGGUGCCUUCCCGUACCUGUAUAUCGAGUAUGACGGGAGUUUGCUCCCCGACGAUGUGGGUGCUUACAUAUAUCGGCUUCAUCUAUCCAUCGACCAUGCCCUGGCUGUAAGCUACCGUCGCAAUGCCUACGACGGCAAGAGCAAGUAUGUGGCGAGGAUUACUCUUGUCAAGGGGAUACCAUUUUACGGGUUUCACGUCGGCUACCGCUUCUAUCUCAAAAUUUACAUGCUUAACCCUUUAGUCAUGACUCGGCUUGCCGAAUUAUUUCAACAGGGCGUCAUCAUGAAGCGGAAAUUCCAACCUUAUGAGGUCCAUCUACAAUACUUACUGCAGUUCAUGACUGAUUACAACCUUUACGGAUGCGGGUACAUCGAAACCCAGAAGGUCUUCUUCAGAGCUCCAGUGCCUAAUUACGAAGACGGCUUAGAACUACCUCACAUAUGGCACAGUCAAUCAGUAUCGAGGACCUUCAUCACGGACGAUGCGGAUCUUCCUCGCGCUAGUCAUUGUUCUAUUGAAGUGGAUAUAUGUGUUCAAGAUAUCCUUAAUCGACAUGAGAUUAAGGAGAGGCAGCUUCAUCACGACUUCGUUGAAAGGAAACAUCCUUUAUCCUCCGAUAUGAAACUAGUUCACAGUAUGGCUGGCCUGUGGAAAGACGAGACGAAACGCCGGAAAAGAAGGAUGUUAGGUCGAACACCAGGAAGUAGCCCGUUCUCUCCAGAAGAACUAGUAUCUAUGUCUGCGGAUCCACGUCAUUCGCAACCUCCUGGAUGGAUACAUGAGGAAGAGUACAGGGACCAGAUCCAGGGGUUGAUCAGGCAGGAACAGGAUCAAAGAGACGGCAGUAAGAUCAAUUUCGAUUCUUUUGUAUCGAUCCUACCUUUGGAAGCGACUGUGAAAACUACUUUGCAAUCGGUCGAAGACCUCUAUCCUGGAAAUCUGGACUCUGCUCUUGGUGUAACAAGCCAACGUUUUGAAAACGACGAGAACCCCACCAGUAGCAUUUUCGUGGAUGAUGACCGUAUCCGUGAUAUUGAACUGGACGAUGAUGGUAUCUUCCCAGAAGACUCGGAUGAACAAAAGGUCUCUAAUAUGGACCUAGAAAAGAAACCUCAAGCCCCAAACCUCAGGGAACCAAAUAGCGAAGGACCAUUAACCAUGAGAAAACCGCCGAACCAUAGCAUUGGAAGGAGUUCUGGUAAUUCGCCAGAUCAGUCCAACCAGCACAAAUUGCCAGACAUGAGUAGCGGAUCAGAUAAGGAAAAUCCUCCAGGAGUACUGGUCAAUGGAGUGCACGUCAGUUGCUUACGUCUAGCACGUCGACCUCACAUACCCGUUUCUGAAGCCUUGCUCGAUGCUGCGAGGGAACAGGGACUAGUAAGCAAGGUUCCUCGGGAUUCACAACAUACUCAUCUAAAUGGAGCUAUGAAACGGUCUUCGUCGUUAUUAAGAGAACAGGUAUCCAAACGUCGACGUGUAGGCUUCCUUGAUACUACGGAUGUCAAUAGCAUGAAUGCGAAGAUGCCGACAACCGCUCCAGGAAGGCCAGUGGACCAAGUAACACGGACGAAACCUCCGCAGACCACGCAACCAAAAUCGAAAAACGGUCCUAGGGGGUCCGGGAACCAGGCCCUGAAAUUUCCAGUUGUCAAAAACCCCAACGAUCCUAGCACAAAGUUCCGCCUAAGUCAGCAAACCAAUUCUCAGAAGAGUGAAGGCGGAGAGCCCGUAAAGCAUGUCACAUUUGAGCCAUGGACAACGACAGGAGAAACUAGUGAGGAUUCGACAUUGCAUACGGAAAGGCUAGAGCCUGAUAGUUCGGCUUCGAAUAGCACGAAGGAAAAUGACACGAGAAAACCCCUUGAUAUUGGCUGCAUCCCUCGACCUCAAACACAUUUCUUCAUUUUUGAUGAACCUCCACCCUCAAUGGGCGAAGUUCUGUCAACUAUGGAUAGUCUAGGUCGCCCUAAUGUCAUAUACCAAGAUGCCUUCUACAGCAAUGAGAAAGAUGUACCCCAAAGAGUACGGGAAUACGCCGGCCAGGAGUUUCGUCUCGAAGGCAAUACUCUUCCUUACCUCCCUGACUUCGACCCGACAGGGGAAUCCCCGGUCAAUUAUGGGUUGAAAUCUGAGAUGUCUUAUGAUACUGAUAGAGAUGAGCGCGUUUAUAACAAAUUACGUCAGGAAUGUUCGUUGAGGAGUUGGGAAAUUGCGGAACCUCCACCUAGCUUUGAUGAAGUACAAAGUUGGUGGACAAAAAUUCGGAGUACAGUGGAUGACUCGCAAGAGCCCAGAAUGAAGAUCCGUGACCCCGAACUCAAGCCAUACAUGUCCCAAAUCGAUGGUCCGACUCCAAAAAAUACGCAUGGAUUCAAAUACUCCCAGAAGAAGAAAUCGACGAGUGUCAAGCAUGAAGCGCAGUAUAUGAGCACGAUGAGUUUGGAGAUACAUGUUAACACCCGGGGCAAGCUAUUUCCUAACCCGGAAGAGGACGAGGUUCAAUGCAUUUUCUGGUGUUCUAAGUCAGAUGAGAACUUUGCCACAGGCGAUAGUGCAUCGCUCUCAGUACAGUCUGGCAUUAUUGUACUCUCUGAAGAUGGAUUACUAGCGCGAAGAUUGCAGAAAGAGAGCCCGAUCCGGACUGAGAUCAUUGAAGAGACGUCGGAACUCGACUUAAUGGUUAGGAUGGUCGAGAUUGUCAGGACGCAUGAUCCAGAUAUUCUUACAGGAUACGAGGUUCAUGGCAGUUCAUGGGGAUACCUGAUCGAGCGAGCAAGAUUGAAAUACGAUUAUAAUCUGUGUGAUGAGUUUUCACGAAUGAAGAGCCAGUCGUUUGGGCGUUUCGGAAAGGAGGCUGAUCGAUGGGGCUUCAACACCACUUCCACGAUUCGAGUCACGGGCAGACACAUGAUUAAUAUCUGGCGAGCUAUGCGAUCGGAGCUUAAUCUACUUCAGUACACAAUGGAGAAUGUCGUUUGGCAUUUAUUGCACCGACGGAUUCCACAUUACCCCUGGCAUACGUUGACGGAAUGGUACGUUGGGGGCAAGCACCGGGACCUGAGCAAGCUCCUUCGAUACUGCUUGACCCGGACGAAACUCGACAUAGAGAUACUCGAGGCGAAUGAACUUAUCCCACGAACGAGUGAACAGGCACGACUUUUGGGCGUGGACUUUUUCUCUGUCUUCUCUCGAGGAUCUCAGUUCAAGGUCGAGUCAAUCAUGUUCAGGAUUGCGAAGCCGGAGAACUUCGUAUUAGUGUCUCCAGAUAGGAAACAAGUUGGAGCACAGAAUGCGCUUGAAUGCUUGCCUCUUGUCAUGGAGCCCCAAAGCGCGUUUUACAACAGUCCGUUGAUAGUUCUUGACUUCCAGAGUCUUUACCCUAGCGUCAUGAUCGCCUAUAAUUACUGCUACUCGACAUUUCUCGGCCGAAUCGUCAAUUGGCGAGGCACGAACAAGAUGGGCUUCACGGAUUAUCAGCGGCAGCAAGGACUUUUGGAGCUUCUCAAAGACUACAUCAACAUAUCGCCUAAUGGUAUGAUGUACUGUAAACCAGAGAUUAGAAAGUCAUUACUCGCAAAGAUGCUGACGGAAAUCCUGGAAACACGAGUGAUGGUAAAGAGCGGAAUGAAACAAGAUAAAAACGACAAAACUUUGCAGCAGCUCCUAAACAAUCGGCAGCUCGCCUUAAAGCUACUAGCAAAUGUUACGUAUGGAUACACGUCCGCGUCCUUUUCGGGCCGCAUGCCUUGCUCUGAAAUCGCGGACAGUAUUGUGCAAACUGGGCGCGAGACUCUUGAGAGAGCGAUAGCCCUCAUCCAUUCAGUAGAUAAGUGGAAAGCAGAAGUUGUCUACGGCGAUACCGACAGUUUGUUUAUCUAUCUGCCAGGCAGGACCAAAGACCAAGCUUUCGACAUCGGUAAUGAGAUUUCUAAAGCCAUCACCGAUAUGAAUCCUCGGCCAAUAAAGCUCAAGUUUGAGAAAGUCUAUCACCCGUGUGUGCUACUCGCAAAGAAGCGCUACGUCGGUUACAAGUACGAGAGCAAGGACCAAAUAAAACCCGACUUUGACGCCAAGGGUAUUGAGACGGUCAGGAGGGACGGGACGCCGGCGGAGCAGAUGAUAGAGGAGAAGGCGCUUAAACUCCUCUUCGAGACCGCCGAUCUCAGCCAAGUUAAAUCGUAUUUCCAAAAGCAAUGCGAGAAGAUCAUGCGCGGGGCCGUCUCGAUGCAAGAUUUCUGCUUCGCAAGGGAAGUCAGGCUAGGUACUUACAGCGACCGAGGCCCACCCCCACCCGGCGCCCUGAUCAGCACGAAGAAAAUGCUCGAAGACGCCCGGGCUGAACCGCAGUACGGCGAACGCGUGCCGUACGUAGUCGUCUCGGGAGCGCCCGGAGCGCGGCUCAUCGAUAGGUGCGUGGCGCCCGAGGAGCUGCUGAGCAACUCGCACCUGCAGUUGGACGCGGAGUACUACAUCUCGAAGAACCUGAUCCCGCCGCUGGAGCGCAUCUUCAACCUGAUGGGCGCCAACGUGCGGCAGUGGUACGACGAGAUGCCCAAGGUGCAGCGGAUCCGCCGCGUCGACCCCGCGGGGAAGAACCCCGCGGCGAAGAAGACGCUCGAGUCGUACAUGAGGGCCGCCGCGUGCGUCGUCUGCGGGUCGCGGACGAACAGGCGCGGCGAGGGGUCCUCGGCGUGCGCGAGGUGUCGCCGCAACGCGCCGGCUUCGCUGAUCAAGCUGCAGAUGCAGCUUAAUGCCGAGAUGAGGAAGCUGGCGGACGUGAAUAAGAUAUGCCAGAGCUGCGCGGGGCUGGCGCCGCUGGAUGAGGUGCUGUGCGAUAGCAAGGAUUGUCCCGUGUUUUAUACACGGAUGAAGCAGGAGGCUAGGUAUAGGACGGAGCGGAGCGUGGUUGAGCCGGCUGUGAAGCAGCUCUUAGAUGGGGAGGUUGAGAGGGAGGAGUUAGGGUGGUAGGGAAAGGUUGUCUAUGAAUUGAAGAUGCAUUCAUCCAGACUCUAUUAUGAGGGUAUAGCAUGGCAUUGCAUGGAGUUCAGAAUAAGGACUACGAUGGAUACUACGAUAGGAGUUAAGGAGCUGAGCAUACAGAGUUCCAUUUCUUCGUCCUCACACUCUUGGGGUUUUCCUAUCUGAACAAGUUUAAUGAUUAAGAGACAUGAAUUAAUAAGGCUAUAAACAUAUAAAUUGCUAAGAUGGUCUGCUUUAUUACUUGUGAGAGUCUGGGUCGUA
This is a messenger RNA of Annulohypoxylon truncatum, 5600 nucleotides long. RefSeq lists its product as uncharacterized. The record is from RefSeq and is a predicted model, not a curated record. The transcript is spliced from 2 exons. NCBI's taxonomy places the organism in Eukaryota, Fungi, Ascomycota, Sordariomycetes, Xylariales, Hypoxylaceae. Gene Ontology annotation, molecular function: DNA-directed DNA polymerase activity; DNA binding; nucleotide binding. Gene Ontology annotation, cellular component: zeta DNA polymerase complex; nucleus. Gene Ontology annotation, biological process: error-prone translesion synthesis; double-strand break repair via homologous recombination. Bases 180 to 5327 code for a protein of 1715 amino acids.